Molecule: messenger RNA, 999 nt
Organism: Apiotrichum porosum
Lineage: Eukaryota; Fungi; Basidiomycota; Tremellomycetes; Trichosporonales; Trichosporonaceae
Exons: 3
Coding region: 1-999 (332 amino acids)
Cellular component (GO): mitochondrion
Molecular function (GO): hydrolase activity, acting on acid anhydrides, in phosphorus-containing anhydrides
Source: RefSeq, a predicted model, not a curated record
AUGUCCGCCCACAAGGCGUCGCCGUCGGCGCCAACAUCACCAGAGGUACCCCGCCCCAGCUCAAGCGUCAUGAUCCUCUCACCGGUCAACCAGCUCCUCCUCCUGCAUCGCGUACGCACAUCCAGGGCAUUUGCAUCGGCGCACGUCUUCCCCGGCGGCGCGCUCUCGGAAUACCACGAGCGUGUGCCCCCUGUCGACGCGCCGGACAGACAUCGAGACAGCGAGACGUACCGCCUUGCGGCUGUGCGCGAGGCCUUUGAAGAGAGCGGGAUCCUCCUUGCGCGCAGGAAGGGCGAGGCUGGUUCCAGCCUGCUCGCGCUAGCCCCCGAUGUAAAGGAGGCAGGACGCAAGGCCAUCCACAAUGACAAGAUCCGCUUUACAGACUGGCUCGACUCUGUCGACGCCGAGCCUGAUCUCGAUGGCUUGGUCCCCUUUACGCGCUGGAUCACGCCUCCGUCCUCUCCCCGGCGGUUCAGCGUGCAGAUGUACGUGUACAUGCUGCCGCUCGACGCGGCGCCGUCGACAUACGACGCGGCGCACGACGGCGGGCUGGAACACACCUCGGCCGAGUGGGACAAUGUGUCCGUGUGGGCCGAGCGAGCGCGUACGGGCGACAUGAUCGCGUACGAGCCCCAAGUGUUCCUCCUGGCCAUGCUCGCCCGCUACCUCACAGGUCCGGGCGACUACGCUGCCCAGCGCGCGGCGCUGCUCGAGUUCAUCUACCAGAUGCCCACCGGCACGUCGUCGCAUCCCACAGCACGGAUCAGCUGGGCAGACAAGGUCAUGGGCCCAUACUACCUUCCCAUCAGCAGACAGGACGGCCGCAUGGCGCUCGCGCUCGAGGAGCCAGGACCAGAACUCGAGGGCUCGGACCGUGGAGGCGACUAUGAUCGGGUAGUCCUCGUCAACAACGGGGACGGGGGUCCAAGACACUCAGAGGUGCGAUGGAGGGAUGAGGUGCUAGCAGAGGAUGAUAGUGACAGAGUGGGUAAGCUAUAA